Molecule: messenger RNA, 303 nt
Organism: Leptosia nina
Lineage: Eukaryota; Metazoa; Arthropoda; Insecta; Lepidoptera; Pieridae
Source: the annotation of a GenBank genome assembly
AUGUCGAGGAACCGAUGUCGAUGUCGACAGAGGAAUAUGAAAAAUAUUGCGGGACAGUUACGAGGGAAAAAAGGAAAACAGUACGUUAAGCGCCUCAAUGACAGAGCUCGACACGAUGUCAAGUACGGAAAAUUAUGUCCAUUCAAGCAGCGCAGCCGAGGAUUAAGCGAAACGGGGGCGCAUCUUCAGGCAGCCUCGCGAGCAGUGCCCGGCGCCGACAGACCGCCUCGACGAGCCGCUUUUAGCCCAACUUCUCUAAUUAAAACGCUACUCGCAACACAAUUUUACGACAGCGCCAUCUAA